AAAAAAAUAUAUAUAUAUAUAUAAAAGAAAAAUGAACCGGCUAGCGCCAGUAUCAGAAGAGCCUAUAAACGAAGAAAACUCAAAGAAAAACUGGACGACCAAGAAAGCCCAAACAUGGCGAAACUGGUUAUCCAACCAUUUCCCUCAGCUUUUCAACAAGAAAUCUGACCUCAAGAUUCUACUAAGUGUUAUGGGUUGCCCUCUUUUCCCUCUCUCUGUUAAUCCCAAACACGCCCUUACUCAAGUGUCUUCGUCUCCCCAAUACAUAAUUCAGCACUUCACGGCAGCCACCGGCUGCCGGAAAAUGGAAGGCAUCGUCAAGAAUAUGUAUGCCACCGGGAAUGUUGCAAUGGCCAUGGUGGACGAGCCCGGUUCAGCCGCCACCGGAGCUAGCAGUGCGAGUGAGUCAACUCAGAAGGGUUGCUUUGUUAUUUGGCAAAUGAUGCCCGAUAAAUGGUUGAUCGAGCUUUUUGUCGGUGGCCACAAGGUUGUGGCUGCCUGUGAUGGCAAUGUGGCCUGGCGGCACACACCCUGGCUCGGUGCUCACGCCGCGAAAGGUGGUGUUCGGCCCCUUAGACGUGCUCUUCAGGCAACUAAAUUGCUGCAAAAAAUAUUAAUUCAGGGACUUGACCCGGUGGCUAUAUCGUGCGUGUUCUCCACGGCACAGUACAUGGGUGAGAAGCAUAUGUCGGGUGUCGAUUGCUUCAUGCUGAAGCUAUCUGCCGAGCCCUCUGACCUGGCAGAGCGAAGUGACAGCUCAGCAGAGAUGAUCAAGCACGUGACGGUCGGUUACUUCAGCCAGAGGAGCGGCUUGCUUGUCCACCUGGAAGACUCGUAUCUGACGAGGGUCCAAACUCCCGGGUCCCGACCCAUGUACUGGGAGACCUCGACUUGCACGAGGAUCGAGGACUAUCGGGCUGUGGAGGGUAUGAUGAUUGCCCACUCCGGCCACUCGAGUGUCGUUAUUACCAGAUUCGGGGAUUGCCUGAGGGCGGUGACUAGGAUGGAAGAGACGUACGUGAUUGAUGAUCUGGCGUUUAAUGUCCCGGGGCUAUCGCUGGACUCGUUUAUUCCUCCCAAGGAGAUGCUCAAGAGUUACUAUCCGGAGGAGGGUCUCGACUGGAGUUUGCCUUUGCAUCGCUAG
Messenger RNA from Striga asiatica, 1144 nucleotides. NCBI's taxonomy places the organism in Eukaryota, Viridiplantae, Streptophyta, Magnoliopsida, Lamiales, Orobanchaceae. The record is from the annotation of a GenBank genome assembly.